Molecule: messenger RNA, 1050 nt
Organism: Ilyonectria robusta
Lineage: Eukaryota; Fungi; Ascomycota; Sordariomycetes; Hypocreales; Nectriaceae
Exons: 2
Coding region: 1-1050 (349 amino acids)
Source: RefSeq, a predicted model, not a curated record
AUGGAACCCCUUGAUCAAAGCCUGAAUUCUGAGCAUCUUUCGCUCGAAACCAAAAUCUUCAUCAUCAAAGUCUUCUGCGGCCAAAAGCCGGCUGGCGCGCUGAACCCCACGUUGCUUGACGACGACAAGCUCUCGGACGCCUUUCUCGAACCUUACUUCAGAUACUACUUUCAACAAUGCGACUUGAUCGCCAGCCAUGAUAAUGGAAAAUACUCCUCCUUAAAUACGCAUCGGGAUGUCGCCCAAGUAGGUCUAGUCUUGCGAGACGCCCAGGACCGAAAAGACGCCUUGCAGCGGCUACCGAAAUUACUUGAGAGUGGUACAAAAGACCAGCACGAAAAUACGAUCUGUCUUGUUGCUAGACUCCUCCUCAUGGUGCGGAUCGGUGAAGUCCCACACGAAUUCCUUGGCGGCAGACACAUCGAGUGGAACGAGGGGAGCUUGAAAGACUUCAUUCACGGCUAUUUUUCUACCCCUUCAGUACUCAAUCAUGAAAAAGUUAAGUUUGAAAAAUCAUUCAAUGCACUUAGCGUUCAGCUGGUUGCAGGACUGGAAAUCCGGUGGACGGACAACAUGGCGGAUCACCUGCGACUCGUAAACUUUGAUAGUGUUGUUUGCGUGUUUCAUCACGCCGCAUUCCUUCAACACCAUAUUGACAACACAAUGUUUCCUCCCGAUUUCAUUCAAGAGACACUCAGGACCAUUGCUUUACUCUUCCCAGAGUACGACAAAGAGAUGAGAAAGUGGUACCGGACGCAAGUUGCAAAACACGAACUGGACGCAACUGCAAUGAAUAGCGGUCAACUAAUUGCCGAUGAGCGACAAUUAGAGUCGUUCAAAUACUGGCACGACCGGCUCGUGGUGUUGAAGCAAGUAUACGAUGAAUCGAGACCCAAUUCGAUAUCUCAGUGGUGGCAUGACCGCCGUAAUGGAGUCCAAUGGUACACAUUCUGGGUGGCUAUUAUUGUUUUAGCUCUGACAAUUUUCUUUGGUCUGGUACAAAGUAUUGAAGGGGCUUUGCAAGUUUAUAAGGCUUUUAAUUCGAAUUAG